AGAUUACCAUCUCUAUCAUAAAGACAAUGAAAAAAAGAUUAAUUUUGGUGCAUCAGUGUCAGUAAAUAUCCAAAAAAGUGCUCAAAGUGCCUAAUUCCGCGAGCCAAAAAUGGUUGUUUGCACAGCCACAAUGCCCCCGGAAACACGGCAAGUACCCGCGAUGAAGAAAGAGCACUCGGAACUGCUGGAAAACCCCGCAAACUCUGAACCUGCUGACCCUGGCAAUAAAGGAGAGGUAGUCGUCGAGGAGGAUCGCGAAGAGGGCGAGAUUGUAGAUGAAUUCGAACUGAUAAUUUCAUCCGAGGAUGAGGAGUACAAGUUGCGCGCCAGGAUACAGCAGCUGGAGGAGAACAACAAGGAUGUGGAGCGCAUGGACAUGCUAUCCGCCAAUUUGGCACAUCAAUACAAUUACCCAAAGCCUGUACCGCGCUUGCCGUCGCAGCAACAAAAGUCGCCCGUUUACAUCCUGUCGGAUGUGUCCAGCCAGUCCGACGAUGAGUUCGAGGCCCAGCGAAAGUAUCGCAAGCACAAGGUGCGCCGCCUGGAGCUGGGCAAAAGGCACAAUCCUACGUUGCCCAGUGACUAUAGGCGAAAUCCCUUUGUCAGGCGCCACAAGCACACCUCGCCACCUCCUCCGGUCACCACACAGCGCCGGCGGCAAGACUAUCACCAUCAUCAGCCGCCCAAUCACCACCAGCGUCGCCACCAGCAACAUCACGAGCUUGAUGAUUCCCUGGACAGCGACGGCGAGCUGGGCGAGUACGACCUAAACGAUGACAACGAGGACGACGAGAUAGACCUGCACAGGCUUAGACUGAGCCGGAAUAAGUUGCGCGUGGCCUUGGCGCGGGAGGAGCGAGAGGAAUUUGUAAGUCACUACAAAAACAGUCUGAGGGAGCGACUUCAGUACCGCGUGCCCAAGUCACCUAGCCCAAAGCAGGAGGUGUCGCAAACCGAAGAUCCAGCCGAGCUUAAGCUUCGACUUAUAGCCCUUAAAUCUGCCAUACUGAAAAAGCAUUUAGCGCGUAAGAAGCGAGACGCAGAGCGGGCUUACUCACCCACUGAUAUGAUCAAUCGCGUGCAUCCCGCCAUUUCCAACGACGACGACAUCGAUGACUUCAUGGAGAUCAGUCCAGCAGCAUCGCCAGAUCGAGUACAAAGUCCGCCGAGAUACCCAAUAGAUUACGCCGUGGACACAAAGCCUGUGGACAUGGAACUAGCCGAAACGGACAGCGAUGAUCAGCAAAAAGAAGUCUGGAAUUCGUGGUCAAACAACUGGAACUCCAUUGAUAACGCAGGCGGCAGUUGGCGUUGCUUCUUGCCCAACAACUUGCCACCCGUUUCGGUGCCCAUUGUGAUAGACGAAGACGAUGAGGUAGAUAUACAUACGGAUGAUCGGAUAAGGAGAGAAAAUAUGGUUUACGAUGACGACGAAGUACCGCCGCCACCGCCGCCCUUUCACAUUCCACAAAUGCAUCUGGAGGACGAGGACGCCCGGGAUGCCAUGCACCUAGUCGACCAGCAUUCCAAUCAUAGCUAUAACUCGGAGUUGCAGACCGUUUCCAUGGAAAACUCGCAGACGAUUAUGAAGACAUUUGACCAAUCCCAGGCGAAUUCGAGUGACGAUGAGGCUGGAGCCUUGCGAGCUAUUUUGCUAUCCAAUUUACGGGCAAAUAGACCUCCACCACCACCUCCAAGAACCCCACAUCCUGCUGAUUCUGAACCCAAUUCUGCUCCGGAUCCGGACCACGUCUCGGAACCUAUUGCAGUCCCUGUGCUCUCUCCUGUACCUGUUCCUGUUCUCGAUUCAGUGCCUUCUCUUGUACCUGGUCCCGUGGCUCAACUUAAGGACGAAUCAACGCAAGACAAUGAUUCAGAUGAUCCGGAAGAGCUGCGUUUAUUGCUACUUUCCAGCAUAGCAAGCAAAAAGCGAACCCAUGACCCAAAAUCGAAGUCCGGUUUAAGUCCGGAGAUACUCAAGAAUGCUGUGAAACGCUUCCAGCCCUCGGAUUUGCCCAUAAAAGAUGAACAGUCUCAGGACCAACAGUCAGUUCUAGAAGAGAAUAAUGAACUGGAAGUAGGAAAGGAAAUAAUAAAUGAAGUUGUGGCUGAGCCGAUUGCAUUGGAAAUUGCGCCCAUUAACGUGGAGACUUUGGAGCUGCCACAGCCAGUGGCCAAGCUAAAGAUCCAGGCACGGAAGCAAACGUCGCCGUCCACAAAAAUCAUAAAAAUUGUAAAGCCCAACAAAGUGAUAAACAAAAAGACAACGACCAAACGGAAAUUGCUCGGAAAUGAAGGUUCCGGGUUGACCAUAAAGCGGCCAACAGCCCUAAUGAUUAAGGAGCCCAGCGCUCCACUGCGUGGUCAGGAAGUGAUCGCAUCCAGCACUCGCCUGAUCACCACCGUAGAUCCAGCCAGCAUCAAAGUAAAUAAGCUGAUCAUUAGCUUAGCAGAGGAGUCGGCCGCCAGUGAUGAUGACCUGGAACUGAGUUCGUGCUUCGCUUAUACAAACGCAGACAUUGCCAGCCCCUUGAGUUUGGCAAUGGGUAGCUUAAGUGGCUCCACCACCAGAUCAAAUACUCCCAUAUCCGAGAUUGCCGAAACGGCUCCCAAUGCCAAUAACAAUCUCAGACGAACUGUGAUCAAUGAAUACUUUGAGAAGAAGAUCGACGAUUUUCUAAAGCAAGCUAGAUCCAAAGCUCCCACAACUAACUCACCAGAGGCAGCUACAGAAAAGAGUUCUGAGAAACCCCAGGUUGAGGACAAACCUCCAGCAAGUGCUACUUCUUCCAAGACGCAGACGCCGCCAAAGACGACGCCGGUGGCUGUUCGUCAUUUGCCAGUGGCAUCGCAGAAGGAAUACCUCCGUUUGGUCGAGCGCAUGCAAAUGUUGGAGCAAAAGAAGGUGCGGGCAGUCAAAGCAACUGCUCCUGUGGCCAAAAGUAAAGCACCUACGGUUGACAAGCCAUCGUCGCAGAGCAAAUCACCGCCAAGCACGGCGAACAUUGUAAAGAACCCAGCCAAGGAAGUCCUAGCAAGUACAACGACUUCCACCAUGACCAACGCCAAAGCUACCUCAACCGUUCAGAAACCUCAAGUCAAAGCUGCGGAUUUAAAAUCACCAAAAACAAAAGCUAAGCAAAAUCAGAUGUCCAAGGAGAGUCGUUUGAAGGCAUUUGAGAAUUCGUUUGUUAAGAUUGGGGGAAGCAUGCUCGUCAAUCUGGACAAAUCGCUGCAAAUGGUGGAAGAAGCCAAGAAGUCAAAGGCAAUACGUCUGCGAUGCUCACAUCGUCUCAAGGAACUUUAUGCCGAGAUGCAGACCGUGAGGCAGGCGGUAAAACAGGAGGAACUUAAGCUAGCGAGGAUUCAGCCCGAGAUUCAGGCCAGCCAUGAGAUCAUCAUAUCACUGAAGCAGAAACGACAUAAACUCCAUGCGGCGGCUAUGGACUUGGGGCGUGGAUUAAGGGGCGAUGACUACAGGUUAAUCGACGAGGGAAAGGCUGCCAUCACCACCAAAUCAACUCUGCUCACAAAGGAGAUACGCUUGUAUAAUUCUAUUGUAAACUACGCUGACCUUAAGAAACUGACUGAUGCGGAGAUUAGUGAACCAAACACUGUGAUGCACAAGGAAUUCAAAGCGGUCAACAGGAGGACUUUACAGCCUGCUCAACCUUUAACGGAUCCUCAGAUUAAAAGGCAUAGUGAAGCAGAGAUAGAGCCUGCGAUUGGAAAACAACCUGAAACGGGGACUGACCCUCCAGAUGAACAGGCGCAGGAAAAAACUGUAGAAGUAGCCGUAAAAUCUAGCGCACCCUACACGGUUAGCAUAAUGCGGGAACUGCGCGAGGAGAAGUGCGACGAGCAUCUUGGGGACAACUAUCUAAGUGCCUAUCAAACACCCAUGUGCAGGAACUACAAUAGCCACCUCGAUGUCCACGCCACAAUCUGCCCGUUUGAUCUGAUGGGUCGCUGUGAGGAUGCGGACUGCUCCUACCUGCACUUAGCCCGCCCCGACUCCCAAAAUGAGCUAAUGCCAAACCCUCUCUCAAUAUCUUACCAAUAACAAACUCACUAAAAACAUAAAUAACCCAAACAAAAAUAUGUAAAAGCGUGCUUGAAUUCUGGUAAGUUGGACUCUUCACGCGACUUAAUAUUUAAAUGUUGCUUUCAGUCAACGUUAAAAAGAAAGAAACCCACAAAUCACAUGCCAAGCAGACGAAGAGAAGCAUCCGCCGGCGCAGCGAGUGCUAAACCAUAAAAACCGAAAAAUAGCAAUGAAAAAACAAUCGUUACUAGGUUGUACCUUGUUUGUUAAAUACAUUUAUAUAUAUCGUAUAUCGUGUAGUGCAAGUUCCACGUCUCCGUCGCUCGAGGACUAGUUUUCGGGCUAAAGUUUGAACGGAUGUGCAUCCCUUGUUUCGCUUAUAGUUUUUUACCUUAUUAUUUAAACUAUUUUUGAACAAUGUCGCCAUAAAUGAAUGCUCGAAGGCAACGAUUAUAUAAGCUUAAAUAGUUGAUUUCAAUGCGCGAUGAUUAUAAUUUAUAAAUGCGUUUGCCAAUUACAAACAUUUUCAUAUCGCAGAAAAUACCAAAUUUAUUUUUUUUAUUUCGAAAUCACUUUUUGAUAUCCAAUUAAAGAAGUUUAAUUAUUAUAAAGUUUUCUAAAAAUGCAAAAAAUGAAUUUACAAAACA
Messenger RNA from Drosophila teissieri, 4692 nucleotides. RefSeq lists its product as uncharacterized. The record is from RefSeq and is a predicted model, not a curated record. Bases 110 to 4063 code for a protein of 1317 amino acids. Lineage: Eukaryota; Metazoa; Arthropoda; Insecta; Diptera; Drosophilidae. The transcript is spliced from 8 exons.